Molecule: messenger RNA, 171 nt
Organism: Chondrus crispus (carragheen)
Lineage: Eukaryota; Rhodophyta; Florideophyceae; Gigartinales; Gigartinaceae
Product: 40S ribosomal protein S29
Exons: 1
Coding region: 1-171 (56 amino acids)
Biological process (GO): translation
Cellular component (GO): ribosome; cytosolic small ribosomal subunit
Molecular function (GO): structural constituent of ribosome; zinc ion binding
Source: RefSeq, a predicted model, not a curated record
AUGGGUCACGAAAACGUCUGGGGCUCGCACCCCAAGGGCUACGGCAAGGGCUCGCGCAGCUGCCGCACCUGCGCCUCGCGCAUCGGCAUCAUCCGCAAGUACGGCCUGGACAUCUGUCGCCGCUGCUUCAAGGAGAACGCCAACAACAUCGGCUUCCACAAAUACCGUUAA